Corylus avellana is the source of this 3675-nucleotide messenger RNA. The record is from RefSeq and is a predicted model, not a curated record. Lineage: Eukaryota; Viridiplantae; Streptophyta; Magnoliopsida; Fagales; Betulaceae.
GCGAAAUUUGGGAAUUGAAAUGGCGGCAACAGAGAGUGGGAGGCUGAUGUACAAGAUCUACAGGGCGCUGAGCUACGGUGUAUCGCCUGCGCUGAACCUUCACCUACGGUAUCGCCGACUCCGAGGCCACGAGCACCCUCACCGCUGGACCGAGCGCCUUGGCCGGGCCUCUCUCCCUCGGCCUCCCGGCCCACUCCUCUGGUUCCACGCCGUCUCUCUAGGUGAAGGAAUGUCGGCGAUUCCUAUAAUCAAACAAUGCAUAAAGCAAAGCCCUGAUUUGAAUAUCUUGAUGACAACCACAACAGUAUCCGCAUUUGAAGUAAUAGAUAAACGGCUUCCAAGUGGUGUGAUAUAUCAAUUUGCGCCAAUUGAUACUCCAACUGCAGUGGGCGCUUUUCUUGACUAUUGGAAGCCAAACGCAAUUGUCUUAAUGGAGAGUGAAUUGUGGCCAAAUCUUAUUAUGAGUGCUUCAGAAAAUGGUGUAGUUUUGGCAUUGUUGAAUGCUCGGAUGUCUACAAAAUCCUUCAAGCGUUUUUCAGGACCCAUGCUACUUCCACUGAUUUCAUUGAUGCUUUCAAAAUUUUCUUUGAUUGUCCCAUUGAGCACUAUGCAGGCAGUCCACUUUCAGCUACUACAAGCUCCUCCUUUUGUCAUAAACUUUUCUGGUGACUUGAAAUAUGUUGUAGAAGAUUUUGAUGUUUCUGAGGGGUAUUCAAGAAGUAUAGAAGAUCUGAAGAUACAGUUUGCCCAGAGGAAGGUUUGGAUGGCGUCUUCCAUACAUAGGGGUGAAGAAGAAAUAAUGCUAGGAGUUCAUAGAGUGCUCAUGCAAAUGCAUCCAGAUGUGGUCACUAUACUUGUGCCUCGAGAUCCACAACAUGGACUUGAAAUUGCUCAGGAAUUGAAGAAAGAAGGGCAAAAUGUAGCAUUGAGGUCUCGACAUGAAAAACUUGUGGCAGGAACAAAUAUAUAUGUCGUGGACACAUUAGGUGAGUUGAGACAACUUUAUAGGUUAACCCCAAUAGCUGUAGUUGGAGGUUCGUUCUUCCCUGGUUUAGCUGGCCAUAACAUAUCAGAAGCUGCUGCAGCUGGCUGUGCUGUUUUGACUGGUCAUCAUGUUGGGCAUUUCUCACACAUGGUACUUGAGAUGCAACGGUUAAACCCUUUGUCUGUUCUGCAGGUUUCUGGAAAAAUAGAGCUUGAGAAAGCACUCAAAGAGCUCUUCAGUGAUGCUAAAGUUCUGGAAGCGCACUGCACCGCUGGAAAGCAAGCAUUUCAUGCUCUGUCCAGUGGUAUCGUCGCCAAUGUUUGGAAUCUACUAAAUUCCCAUGUUCUCAAACGGGCUCUUUGCUAGAAGUAAAUGAAGACUGGCAUGCAACACAAGUAAAUGUGAAGGUGAAGGUUGUUGCAUUCUACAACGGUGAAGUACUUCUUGAUGGUAUGCCAUUAGUGCAACUGAAACCUGUUACGGUUCGUCAUUAUCACACAUGAAAUUUAUGGAACCUCUAGCUGUAUCUUUCAAGUCACAAUGAUCUAUCAUCUAUCAAAUCUCACUCUGCAAGUGCUAUAUUGGUGGCUUGCUCUCUGUUUGGGUACACUCGAUUUGGGCAUCAACUUUUUCCUGUAGGAGAAGGUGAAAGAGGAAUUAAAGUGGCACUAUAAUUAAAGUGGCAUUGUAUCGAAGCUGCAUUUGGCCUAGGUUUGGAUAAAAUAGAAAGAUAAUUAUGCAACUACAGACUGGAACAAAUGUUUCUUUGUCGCUUGUGCUAUCUUCAUUUCUUUUACUUCUGUUUCUAUGAAAUCUAUGUAUAUUGAGCUUACACUUUUUUCUUCAUGCAUCUACCUACUUCAAAAGGUACUGUUUCAAAACUAAACAACCAUUGAGGGAAUUAUUUUCUGCUCUUUCUGUCUUUCUUUCUUCUUUCCCCCUAACUUGAGAUGUUUUGGUGCUCCAGAAUUCAUGUUUUGGAAGCUUCAAGGUGUGAUAUAAUCUUCUUUCAUAUCCGUUGUAGUGUUGGCCUCUAGCGGCUUGGAUCUAGCAGACUUUUUGAUCUGCCUGUUUUUUUCUGAAUUUCUAGCCUGAGAGCUCAAAACAUUGAAUAAUAGAGAAGAGAACAGAUCAUCUUGGACUAUUCUGUUGUUUAGGACCAUUUACAAGAUUGUGUUUCGGGCUCUGAGCAUUUUCACCCUUCUAUAAUUCAAAGAAAGAUCUGCAUUUAUAAAAGUUGACUGAUUUUGGACUUGGGUUAUGUUUUGGCCAUGGCUGGAUUUUGCCUAUUAAAUUAUUUACACUUAUGGGGAGUUCAAGGUACCAGUACCCUGUCGCCACUUAGGUUCCUGUAUAAUAUUCAUAGUAUUGAUUAAUUUGCAGGACUACAUUGUAUAUCUUACAUCAUUCUAAAUUUUAGGCUUUCAGUUUAAUUUUAGGGGCCUAAUGCUUUAUUUUCACUGCUCAGAAACAAGUUUCACUUGAAUGGAAACAAAUUUGAUGUGCUUCAUCUGCAUUUUUAUCUAUAUGUUGUUUCUUAUGGAUCAAAGAAAGUUUAACGAGAAAUCUAAUUGAUCAAAAAAAGGUUUGAGAUGUCACUCUGUUUUAUGGCCCUUGUCUAUAUAACUAAUUUUGUGUAUGAAACUUCUACCCUUAUGAUCUAUUGGUUAAAUUCCAGUCUUUCCUGUGUGCUGUGUUUAUUUUAUGUGAAAAGUUUUUUAAACUUGCAUUGAAUGUGAAAGCCAUAAACAUGUACUCUACUUCAAUAGCGUACGGUAAUAUGUUAUUAACCUUUCAGUAGCAAUUGUUAAACAAUGCUGCUUGUCAAUCUUUAAUGGUCAGCAGGAGACAGAUUGCGUCUGCAGUAUUGCUCCUUCCCCUACUGCUGCAGCUGCCGCUCUAGCAUGUUGAUCUUUUUGCAAGGCCUUGAAGAAGUGGUAUCGAGUCCCUCCGUGAGAACAAUCCCAGCUUUUCCACACCCACAUGACAAGAGAAUCGAUUCACGUUCAGACCGCCUCCAAGUGACCAGACUAUUUCUUGGAAGUGAAACUCGUCACAAGGUAUGGCCAGAGGACCACUCUUGUUGUGACCAUAUUCUUCAUAAGCUUGAUCUAGCAACUCUCGAAAUACUGGGUGGUUCAGGUAAUCUGCCCUUAUAACAAACCUCCGGCUAGCUUCUCCCACUAUAACAGCCAAGUGGCCUGGAGGAACGUCCCGGGGUGGUUUCUUCUCACGACCUCUGGCAAACCUCCGCCACAUGCAAGCUAUCCUUUUGAGCUUCACAAUGUUACAUAUGUCACAUCUGGAAUGCUCAGUAGGAGCAGCCAUUACAUGAGGUCUCAGGUAUUCAUGUAAAGGAUUUAGGAGCGUAGAGUGGAAAUGGUGGCGUAUUUAUCAGGAGGGGAAUAUCCUCUGCUGUAAGAUCCUGUACAGUUUGUUCUUUUACAUAUCACAAGGACCCAUAUGCUUGGUAGUUACGUGGCGCUUUGUCCUUUUUAGAGAAUUACUGAAUAAGGGAUCGCUAGGUUUUGUCAAAGUUUGAUUACUGCAUGAAUAGUAUACAUUACGCUACCAAGUGAUUAGGGUUUCCCCCGUUAGCUUGUCACCAUUGUUACUUUUUCAAUUUGUUUUUCAGACACUUUUUCACAUCUCACAUGCUUUGAGAAUACAUAUCAGCUCAAUAGACUAGA